Messenger RNA from Funneliformis mosseae, 1053 nucleotides. The record is from the annotation of a GenBank genome assembly. Lineage: Eukaryota; Fungi; Glomeromycota; Glomeromycetes; Glomerales; Glomeraceae.
AUGUCUGAAAAAUCCUCUAACAAAUCUCAUUUACCUAUCGGCCAAAAUGCAUCACCUAUUGUAGGACCUGAUGUCAGAUCGCUUGAGGAGGCUUUAUCCAUUAUUUUGCAGAACAUACCAAUUGAAAUUAAAACACCAAAUGAGACAACAAAAAUCUCGGAAAAAAUGCCACUGAAAGAACGUGAUACUAAUAAAGCAUUGAAGAUAUUCAACGUUAAUGUUACCAAAUCUUUUGAUCUAUUCAAUUCCAAGUCAAGCUUCAACUUUCUUGUCUGUAGUGGGGCGGCCGGAAUAGGUAAAACCCGUUGGAGAAAUGAGUUCUUUAACUCUGUUAAAAAAGAUUGGAGUCCACCACCUAGUUGGGAGAAACCAGAAUAUCUCUAUCUGCUUCUUGAUUUCGUAACUGGUUCUUGCCUUUGUGAUCUUGAUAUAAAUCUGACAGCAUCUAUCAUUCUCGGACUUAGGAUAGCCUAUCACUAUUUUGUACGCAGAGAUGGUAGAAUAAUGUCAUUUGAAACAUUUCAGGUUCGAGCGUGUCACUUUUUUAAACAUUUCAGAAUAAAUGUUGUUCUUGAAAGUAUUCAAAAUCAUCUACUAAGUGGGCUCAACAAGAAACUUAUUAUAGUACUUCAUAUCGACGAGUUUCAAGAAAUUUUCGCUUUCGAAAACAGUUGGAAAGGAGGGUUGAGUGGGAAAGGACUUUUUAAAGAAAUGUUGUGUGCCCUCAGACCUUUGAUGAUGGAAUCUGAAACCACGUAUUUUAUGUCCAAACGUUUUUAUCAGGGACAGGAUCACAAGAUGUUAUCAAUAACUUUAAAGCAACAGAUUAUUCCUUCGAGUUUGUCAAGUCUUUUAUAUAAUACUAGUGGACUUUCACAAGCAUUGGAAACUGUUCUUGAUGAAUGUUUCAAAAGAGAUGGUUGUCAACUCCUAUACUACUGCAUUGGAGCCAUUCCAGUUCAGCUUAAUGCAAAAUUGGAUAGUGAGCAGACCAGUAACAGUAGAGGACCUGAAGCACGAUGGGAUUUUAAUUCUAAAGAAUCCUGGACCUAA